UCUUUCCAGCGCUGCCGAGUGCGAAACGUGAAGACAAGAUGAGCAAGGUUUCCAGGGAUACGCUGUACGAGGCCGUACGUGAGGUCCAGCAGGGCUCCCUAGCCAAGCCACGCAAGUUUUUGGAAACGGUGGAGCUCCAGAUCAGCCUGAAGAACUACGACCCACAGAAGGACAAGCGUUUCUCGGGCACUGUCAGGCUGAAGACCACUCCCAGGCCCAAGUUCUCUGUGUGUAUCCUGGGUGACCAGCAGCACUGCGAUGAGGCCAAGGCUGCUGACCUGCCACACAUGGACAUUGAGGCACUCAAGAAGCUCAACAAGAACAAGAAGCUUGUGAAGAAACUCGCAAAGAAAUACGAUGCCUUCCUGGCCUCUGAGUCCCUCAUCAAGCAGAUCCCGCGUAUCCUGGGCCCCGGCCUCAACAAGGCUGGCAAGUUCCCCUCGCUGCUCACACACAACGAGAACUUGGUCACCAAAGUGGAUGAGGUCAAGUCCACCAUAAAGUUCCAGAUGAAGAAGGUGCUGUGCCUUGCUGUUGCUGUGGGACACGUGAAGAUGACAGAGGAUGAGCUUGUGUACAACAUCCACUUGGCCAUCAACUUCUUGGUGUCCUUGCUGAAGAAGAACUGGCAGAAUGUGCGGGCACUAUACAUCAAGAGUACCAUGGGAAAGCCACAGAGGCUGUACUGAGGGCUGCCGUGUGCCAAUAAAGCUGAGGAAUCUGUGA
Messenger RNA from Scleropages formosus (Asian bonytongue), 726 nucleotides. It is a transcript of the gene rpl10a, whose product is annotated as ribosomal protein L10a. Gene Ontology annotation, cellular component: large ribosomal subunit. Lineage: Eukaryota; Metazoa; Chordata; Actinopteri; Osteoglossiformes; Osteoglossidae. The transcript has 6 exons. The record is from RefSeq and is a predicted model, not a curated record. Gene Ontology annotation, biological process: translation. Bases 39 to 689 code for a protein of 216 amino acids. Gene Ontology annotation, molecular function: RNA binding; structural constituent of ribosome.